AUGGGGGUGCACGGCCUCUGGCGUCUCCUCGACACGUUCGGCGAAGUUACACAGCCGGGCGACUGGCGCGGCAAACGUGUUGCCAUUGAUGCGAGCAUCUGGAUAACGCAGUUUCGCGCCCAGUGCGCGGCCGGCGAGAACGUGGAGCAGCGCAUCCUCGAGGGGUUCCUGCUGCGCAUCCUGAAGCUGCUCUUCUACGGCAUUGAACCGAUCUUUGUGUUCGAUGGAAUCGCCACGUCAUCCAAGUCGGCGGAACACCAGCGGCGCGCCCAACGGCGUGGAGCACUGGAGCGUGCGGCUCUGUCGCGUCGCGCUCGUCAAAUUGUUGCGGCGCAGCUGGCAGCAGGUGUGCUUGAUGUGCACGCACUGCAGCGGCGCAGUCCGGCGAAGGCUAGGAUGCUUUCGCCCAGCCCGCAGAGGAUGAUUGGAGGCUGGGAUGUGCCACGACUGCCACUGAAUAGAAGUUCUGUUGUAGUGUCGGGCAGCAGCAGCAGCAGCAGUAACAGCAGUAUCGGUUGUGAUGGCGGUCCGCACAAAGUGUCGCGGAAGCGUCGGCGGAAUAUGCGUCUCAAGCCGGAUGUAAUUUCACGGGACGUCACGAAUUCGUUCUUGUGUGAAGCGGAGGAAUGGAUUGAGCAGCGGAAGCGCGGAGAGAUGUGUCUCAAUUCGAAUGCACUCGGGUAUUCCAGCACUUCACUGUUCAUGGGGCCUCGCCGAGUAGUGGAGGGGCCAAUCGGUGCAUUGGCGGCGAAUGGGGCUCUUACGGGUGGCGUGGCCAACCCGGCAUUACCCACCGCUUUGUCUUCAGGAGGCACCACGGAGUCCUCGGUUAUAAUUGAUGAUGAUGAUAAUAAUGGUGAUAAUAAUGCUGCUAGUGAUGAUUCAGAAGGCCAUGAGACGGUGUCCAGUGGUACCGGCACAGAGGACUCUGUCAUUGUUGUUAGUGGUGACGUGGAGACUUUUGUGAGUCAUCUUCGUGAUUUGGAGAAGGAUGUGAGUAACUCGUCAAACAGCAGUUGCACUGAGUCCUCCUCGGGUUCUGAUGAUGUAAUGAGUGAUGACAGCCCCUUCUGCAGCGGCAGCGAUACCAGCAACAGCGAUGGCAGCGACAAGAGCAAGGGCUCGACCACCUUAUGGAACCCGGGCACACAGCUAGUCGGUUUGACGAGUCCAGAGGGGAAGGCGACGGACCAUAAGGUACCUGAGUGGAGUGACGAGCCACAAACAGUCGUUCCUUUCCACUCGGUCAGUUAUGAGGCCAAUGAGGUAACGGAUGCGGUAAGACCCACAGAAGCAGCAUCCGUACCAGAAGCACCACCACGGCGUUGGUAUAGUUCAAAAGCAAAGCAGACUAUCCCGUUUAACCUGCUUGAAAUUGUGGAGCUACUCGAUUGCUGUGGGAUUCCGUUUGUGCUCAGCCCCAACGAGGCGGACGCGCAGUGUGCCUUCUUGAGUCAGAAGCGUCUUGUCGACGCGGUUUUUACAGAGGACAGCGAUGUCAUUGUCCACGGCGCCGCAGUUGUCCUUCGUGGUUUUUUCGCAAAGGGUCGUCAUGUCGUGGCGUACCACCAGAGCGACCUGCUAGCGUCAGGCGUGGACAAAAACGUCCUGGUCGCGCUAGCACUUCUUCUUGGUUGCGACUAUGCGGAGGGUAUUAAUGGCCUCUCUCUGCUGGAUGCAUUGCACGUGAUCGCCGCUGUGUGGACUAACCCGCAGGGUGGCAGUGACGGUGCUACGCAUGUGUUGGGGAUGCUGCGGCGCUGGCGGUCUGCUGUGACGCAGCGCUGCCUGCUGUGGGACGACGGAAGCACUCUGCUGGAGUUCUACGGGAGACUUGCCAAGUGGAGCACGCUGCGGAUGGAUAGCGGCUUUCCGCAGGCACACGCCGUCGAUGCAUUCUUUAACGCCCCAAUCGAUACGGACGUGGCACCCUUCACUCCAGCCUCGCCAGAUUGGCGGCGUCUGCGCUCUUUCGCCAGCGUGCAGGGUCUCCUUGGUAGUGCCUUGUGCCGUCAGCGGUUGGAUUUGGCGCAGAAGGAAUAUAUGUCACGACAGGCGCAUCUUCAUAACGGAGUUGAGGACCAACAGCAGCGGAAGCUAACAGAGUUCGUUGUGCAGCCGCAGAGGGAUGAGAGACGUGUAUUUAAGAAGCAACCUCCAAGAUACGCAGCUGUACUUUCGACGCUGCGCGACGUGAGGGAAGGGCGGUGUGCGUAG
Messenger RNA from Trypanosoma grayi, 2217 nucleotides. Its product is annotated as putative DNA repair protein RAD2. Gene Ontology annotation, biological process: nucleotide-excision repair. The coding region runs from base 1 to 2217 and encodes 738 amino acids. The record is from RefSeq and is a predicted model, not a curated record. The transcript has a single exon. Gene Ontology annotation, cellular component: nucleus. Gene Ontology annotation, molecular function: 5'-flap endonuclease activity; single-stranded DNA binding. Lineage: Eukaryota; Euglenozoa; Kinetoplastea; Trypanosomatida; Trypanosomatidae.